GGGGAUCAUCCCCAGACUCUGCUCCACAAGCAUAAACGAACACAACAACAACAAACAAACAAACAGACGGAGCACUUCAACUGUGGAGGCGGGCCAGCCUGACGCACGGAGACGGACAGACAGACAGACAGUCUGAUGCCAACUGUCUUCACUGUCAAUCUCACGGCACCACUCCUCCUCCUGUUGCUAUGGGCAACCCACCCCACCAUGGCAACCAACUGGCUCUCCCUGGCGAGGCUGCCUCGCUCGAGGCCCGUGUCAGGUGCUUCUCCAUGUGCACGCCUACGGGGCCUAACCCCGGGGCAGGUGGGUGUGUGCAGGGCGCGAGGGGAGGUCAUGGAGUCCGUACGAAAGGCAGCAGAGAUGGUCAUAGAAGAGUGCCAACACCAGUUCAGGAACCGCCGCUGGAAUUGUUCCACCACCCCACGUGGGAUCAACGUAUUCGGCAGAGUCAUGAACCAAGGUACUCGUGAGGCGGCCUUCGUGCAUGCUUUGUCUUCAGCAGCCGUGGCGGUGGCUGUGACCCGAGCCUGCACCCGUGGGGAGCUGGAGAGGUGUGGCUGUGACAGGAAGGUCAGGGGGGUCAGCCCUGAGGGUUUCCAGUGGUCAGGGUGCAGUGACAACUUGUCCUACGGUGUGGCUUUCUCUCAAACAUUUGUGGAUGAACCAGAGCGGGCCAAGGGGCUUUCAGCAGGGCGACCACUCAUGAACCUCCACAACAAUGAGGCUGGACGAAAGGCCAUCCUUCACAACAUGCAGGUGGAGUGUAAGUGUCAUGGCGUCUCUGGCUCCUGUGAGCUAAGGACCUGCUGGAAAGUGAUGCCUCCAUUCAGGCGUGUCGGCGUUGUGCUCAAGGAACGCUUUGAUGGAGCCACAGAGGUUCGCCUGACUCGUAUCGGAUCCAGGACAGCCCUGCUUCCCCGUGACCCCCAGGUCAAACCCCCUGCUGCAAGAGACCUUUUGUACCUUGCACCCUCCCCAGACUUCUGCCAUCUCGACCCUGACAAUGGUAUCCCUGGAACUGCUGGAAGAAGAUGUAAUGGAACCUCUCGGCUAGCACCAGACGGCUGUGAGCUGGUGUGCUGCGGGCCCGGGUACAGAGCAGGCCGGGCUGAGGUGGUACAGCGAUGCUCCUGCAAGUUUUCCUGGUGCUGUUCAGUCCGCUGCCAGCAGUGCAAGAACACAGUCACCAUUCACACAUGCAGAGUGUAGGAGGAACCAUGAAUGCCCCGACCAGAAGAAAGACCUGAAUAAACUACUAGACUGACACUUGUAAACACCAGACAGGACAACAGUUUUGAACUUAAAACAUUUGCUCACUUCACAUUAAAUUCUGGUCCAAAUGCAGUCUUACAUUUUUUACUGAAGCUCCAAGGCUCUGGUUUGAUGGAUCUGUUGGAAAAGCUAUUAAGUUAGUAAAAAAAAGGGCAAUGAAAAAGCUUCAGAAGUAAAGCAAAAACAUAAAUGGACAGGCAAGCAUGAACACAAAUAUACACAAUGACAGUCAACAGUUAAUCUCAAAUUGAACUGACAAAGCCUCUAAGGCUGAACUUAACCAAAACUAACAGGGACAUAUUACAGCACUAUCUAUUUUAUGCAAACUAUUCCUGUUGUGUCAUAGACUAGCUGGUCAUUGAACAUGUUCUGUAUUUAUGUUUGCUUCUCGAUUCUGGUUUAUUUAUUUAAACAUCUGAGUUUCUGCCUUACUUCAGCAUCCAGCAACUUCUUAAAUAGCAAAA
Messenger RNA from Labrus bergylta (ballan wrasse), 1739 nucleotides. RefSeq names its product wingless-type MMTV integration site family, member 4b (gene wnt4b). Gene Ontology annotation, biological process: cell fate commitment; neuron differentiation; canonical Wnt signaling pathway. The record is from RefSeq and is a predicted model, not a curated record. Gene Ontology annotation, cellular component: extracellular region. Gene Ontology annotation, molecular function: cytokine activity; frizzled binding. NCBI's taxonomy places the organism in Eukaryota, Metazoa, Chordata, Actinopteri, Labriformes, Labridae.